This is a messenger RNA of Pygocentrus nattereri (red-bellied piranha), 1312 nucleotides long. RefSeq names its product transmembrane protein 17 (gene tmem17). The transcript is spliced from 5 exons. The record is from RefSeq and is a predicted model, not a curated record. Gene Ontology annotation, biological process: non-motile cilium assembly. The coding region runs from base 98 to 673 and encodes 191 amino acids. NCBI's taxonomy places the organism in Eukaryota, Metazoa, Chordata, Actinopteri, Characiformes, Serrasalmidae. Gene Ontology annotation, cellular component: ciliary transition zone.
GGUAACGUUCAGCAUCACUGCCUGAACACGCCUACAGCUGCUGCUAGCAACUGCCCUGUUGAUAUUAGCGUUAGCUAGGGAUAGAGAUGUCUGCACCAUGGACCUCCCCGAGCCCAUAAGAAGACGUCUGGGAGAUUUUUCAAGAACUGUUUUUGUGGAUCCGACUCAUUCCCGACUUUCGCCUGAGGAUCAUGUCACAUUUCUUAAUCAGAACAGAGAAGUUGUAUCAAACCUUCCUCUUCAGAUGUCCCUUUUUUUCAACCUGUGGUUCUUUCCUCUGUGGUGGAUCAGUGAAGUAGUGAUGCUGCACCUCAAAUACCCUGUUCUCCCAGACUACUACAAGUUCAUCUUAAUUACCAUCCUAAUUUUAAUGACCCUCAUCGAGGCUAUCAGGCUCUACUUGGGUUACGCAGGGAAUCUGCAAGAAAAGGUGCCUGAACUGGCUGGUUUUUGGCUCCUGAGCCUCCUUCUGCAGUUCCCUUUAACGCUCUUUCAGCUAUUCAAUGAAGCUAUACUCAUUCAACCUUUGGAAAGAGGAGUUCAUAUAGUUCUCGCCUUGUUCAUUCUGGCAGAGGCUCUCUCUGGUUUUGUUGCCCUUCGUGCAAUGGUCAGACACACUGAAAGCCGCUUCCACCUUCGCCAGUUUAAUGGAAUUCAAGAACUUGGAGCAUGACAAGUGGUUCUGCUGCUGAAGAACUGCAUACAUCUUUGAUAUUAUUUGAAGGACCAAAGUGAUCAUUAGUACUGUUCAUCUGAAAUAUUUUGGAGCAUUAUGUCUUUUUUCACCCAAUCAGUUUUGUUUUAUGAGCAGUGCAUCUUGUCAUAGAAUUUUAUAUGCUUAUUUAUGUAUUAUGACUUACUACAGAUGAUAGCCAAAUGCAGAUGGGUAGACUUAGAGUGUAUAUAAAUAGUAACACAAUAUGCUUACUUGAGACUGUAAAAUUGCAACUAGUUUUUGUCCAGAGGGCAUAAAUGCAUUUGUCCUAAAUAUACUUGGCACAGUUUACCAUACAGAAAACAUCAGACCAAGCUAUAUGAUGUCCAUGACACUAACACACCAGUGCCUUUACAUUUAAUAUGUUACAAAGAUAAUCAGUGUUACUGAAAUGGCUGCAGAAGAACAUAAACGCCUGAAAAAUGUACAUUAUGACAUCCGUCUGAUUAGACAGACACCAUAGAGGUUUUGCACAAAACCAAACGUAUGUUCCAGUUCAGGGUGGGAACAUACUCAGGUUCCUAACUUCAUCAACGAUGGUAGACAUUACUACGUAUGUAUUUUGUAUGUCAAAUGAAAUAUGCAUACUCCAAAGUA